Zingiber officinale is the source of this 1405-nucleotide messenger RNA. Its product is annotated as transcription repressor OFP8-like. The transcript is spliced from 2 exons. Bases 345 to 1223 code for a protein of 292 amino acids. Lineage: Eukaryota; Viridiplantae; Streptophyta; Magnoliopsida; Zingiberales; Zingiberaceae. The record is from RefSeq and is a predicted model, not a curated record. Gene Ontology annotation, biological process: negative regulation of DNA-templated transcription.
AUGGAGGGUUGGUUGGUUGUCUCUUUAGGCAUCAAAGACAAGGAAGGAAAGAAGGGGAUUUUGUGGCAGAUGCAGUAAGUACUGCAGCUAGCCUUCUCCCUCAUUGAUGCAUGCCCCAACGGAGGAACGUUCCCUUCAGAAAAUUAGUGGUUUGAAUUUCCUCAGCUACGAGAAAACUCCAUUUAGUGCAUGCGGACAGAGAUGCCAAGCUAAAAGGAUUGCAAUUCAAGAGGACUGGCAAGCUUCCAUUAAUAUAUUGAGCAAUAGGGUAUGCUUGCAUGUCGCAGUCAAUCAGUGCUAGCUAUUAUAUGUAAUGGAAGAAGAAGAAGAAGAGCUCCAAACUUAUGGAGAGCGGAAGAAAGCUGAAGGAGCGCCUGGCUCGCAUGUUCCGCUUUGCCUGCAAGCCCUCCACCUCUGCCUCCGCCGUCCUAGACCGCCGCCAACCCGAUCUCCUCGACCCGGUCUUCGUGGACGGCGCCGUCGACUGCGUAGGCUGCCGUCGCAUGGCGCCGCUCAAGGCUGCAGAGCAUAGCAACAGGCGGAGCGUCUGGAGGAGGGAGGAGAGGCCGGUGAGGGAGACGGGCGGGUGCUACGAGGAGGAGAGGCCGGGGUGGACGUGCCCUCCGGCCUCCUCCCUGUCUCCCCCCUCCAGAAACUCCUAUUACCACUCUUGGAGGUCAGGUAGAACGAUCGAGAAGAGAAACACGAUGCGGCUUCGGUCCGACGCGUACGGAUUCACCAGCUCUUCCUCCGGCGAAGCCGACGAUCGGGACGACGAUGGAUUCUUCAGUAGCGAAGAGAAGGAAGAGUCGACCGCGACCACGUUCUUCUCCUCCUCCAGGAGCUUCUCCUCCGGCUCCUCCGAGUUCUACGCGUCCGCAAAGAAGAGCAAGAAGGUGGCGGCGCGGCGCGGGAGCAAGCGCCGCGAGGCUGCAGCCUACUGGCCUGCGGGAGGGUGCAAGGGCUGCAGCUUCCAACCUCUGGUCGCCGUCAUCGACGGUGACAAGAAGAAGAAGAAGCACAAAAUCGAGGAGAAACGGUCGAUGGAUCCGUACAAGGACUUCCGGAGGUCGAUGGUGGAGAUGAUCAUUCAAGGGCAAAUAUUCAGGGCGCAGGAUUUGGAGAGCUUGCUGCAGUCGUAUUUGGCUCUCAAUCCUCGGCACCUGCAUCCGCUCAUCCUGCAGGCCUUCUCCGACAUUUGGGUACUCCUUUUAGGUCACUGAUCAGUGAUCACACACUCUCUUAUGUGUUGGUGUGGCGCACGAUCGACCUUAAUCAUGUUCUUCUACGUUGGUGUGAGGUUUCAAAAAAUAAUAAUUAAAAAAAAUCAAUUUCAGUUUGAUUAGGAAGGAAAAUCAACUUCCAUUACCUUCUAAACUUUCUGAAAAAUAAUUCUAGUUUAUUU